UGUGAGGUUGAUGAUAGUGAGUUUGUCAGUGCAGAGUGAGUUUGUCAGUGCAGAGUGAGUUUGUCAGUGCAGAGUGAGACCUCUCUCCUGCAUGCACACUCUCUGCUGCACCGCACUACGCCCUUCAGUUCCGCCCAAAAGCGGAAAUGACGCCGGUGCAGAAGAUGGCGUCCGCAAAGCCUGUGGACCUGUGUUUAAUUUAGAGCCGAGCCGAGCCGAGCCGAGCCGGAGCAGGGUCCGUGUCUUCGUCUGGCUGAGUCAGAUGGACGCUAACAUGGCAGUGCUGCACCGCUGCCGCCCGCUUUCCUGACUCCGGCAUCGAACCCGCAACUUCAUGUCCGAAGGAGCCAGAGCCGCCUGGUCGAAGAGGGGCUGUGGGGACGCGCACCGCCGAGGUGAUUGACGCUCAGAAAAGGGACAUUGUUAGCAUCUACUGGACACAAGGGGCACUGUCCUCUGAUUGGCUCGGACAACCCCCUCUGACAUGCCCGUGGCCAAUCAGAGGUGUGUUAUGUCGGGGGCAGAUGUGGAGGUGUACCUGUCCCAGGUGCACGAUGGGAGUGUGUCGUCGGGCUUCCGGGCGCUUUACGAGGAGCGUCUGCUGCUGGACGUCACGCUGUUGAUAGAGGAGCACCACUUCCAGGCCCACAAGGCGCUUCUGGCCACCCAGAGCGACUACUUCCGGGUCAUGUUCACAGCAGACAUGCGGGAGAGGGACCAGGACAAGAUCCACAUGAAGGGGCUGACAGCCGCUGGGUUCGGCCACAUUCUCCGGUUCAUGUACUACGGCUCGCUGGAGCUCAGCAUGCCCACGGUCCAGGAGAUCCUUCAGGCGGCGAUGUACGUCCAGCUGACGGAGGCGGUGGAGUUCUGCUGUUCUUUCCUGCUGGCUAAGAUCUGUCUGGAGAACUGCGCCGAGGUCAUGCGCCUCCUGGAGGACUUCAGCGUGGGCGUGGAAGGCGUCCAGGAGCAGCUCGACAACUUCCUACUCGACAACUUUGUCCCCCUCAUGAGUCGACCCGACUUCCUGUCCUACCUCAGCCUGGAGAGACUGCAGGCGUACCUGAACAGCGACGCUUUGAGUCGCUUCCCAGAAAUCGAGCUGUACGAAGCUGUCCAGGCGUGGCUGCGUCACGACCGGCGGCGCUGGAGGCACACCGACACCAUCGUGCAGUCCAUCCGCUUCUGCCUCAUGACUCCUGCCAACAUCUUUGAGAAGGUGAAGACGUCAGAGUUCUACCGUUACUCCAGGCAGCUGAGGCAGGAGGUCGAUCAGGCGCUCAGCUACUUCCAUGAUGUCAACCAGCAGCCUCUGGUGGAGACGCGCUCCAACCGCAUCCGUUCCGUCCGCCCGCAGACCGCCGUCUUCAGGGGAAUGAUCGGUCACAGUAUGGUCAACAGCAAGAUCCUGCUGCUGCAGCGCCCAAAGGUGUGGUGGGAGCUGGAGGGACCUCAGGUGCCGCUGCGGCCGGACUGCCUGGCAAUCGUCAACAACUUUGCCUUCCUGUUGGGUGGAGAGGAGCUCGGGCCCGACGGGGAGUUCCACGCCUCCUCCAAAGUCUACCGCUACGACCCUCGGCAGAACUCGUGGUUACGCAUGGCUGACAUGUCCGUGCCCAGGUCAGAGUUCGCCGUGGGCGUCAUCGGUAAGUUCAUCUACGCCGUGGCGGGCCGCACGCGGGACGAGACCUUCUAUUCCACAGAGCGCUACGACAUCACGGAGGACCGCUGGGAGUUCGUGGACCCGUAUCCUGUAAACAAGUACGGCCACGAGGGGACGGUCCUGAACGGGAAACUGUACAUCACCGGCGGCAUCACCUCGUCCUCCACCUCCAAACAGGUGUGCGUGUUCGAUCCAGGGCGGGAGGCAGGAGGUGGGGGAGGAGGAGGAGGAGGUGGAGGAAGUGGUGGUGGAGGAGGUGGAGGGAGCUCAGGCGGCUCGGAUGCACACAGGACACGCGCCGGCCGAGGCCAGCUGCUGCCCGGCACCCACGCCAGCUGCUGGGAGAACAAAUCCAAAAUGAACUACGCCCGCUGCUUCCACAAGAUGAUCUCCCACAACGGGAAGCUGUACGUGUUCGGAGGCGUGUGCGUGAUCCUACGGGCUUCCUUCGAGUCGCAGGGCUGCCCGUCCACCGAGGUGUACGACCCGGACACCGACGAGUGGACCAUCCUCGCCUCCAUGCCCAUCGGGCGCAGCGGCCACGGGGUGGCGGUGUUGGACAGGCAGAUCAUGGUGCUGGGCGGCCUGUGUUACAACGGCCACUACAGUGACUCCAUCCUCACCUUCGACCCCGACGAAAACAAGUGGAAGGAGGACGAGUAUCCCAGGAUGCCUUGCAAACUGGACGGUCUGCAGGUGUGCAGUCUGCACUUCCCAGAGUACGUGCUGGAGCACGUGAGACGCUGCAGCUGAGGUCGGCUCCACGACGAGCCUCCUUUUUAUAGAAACGGGAACGCACUGUUCACGAAACUGAAGCGUCCUGCUGGGAGAUCAGGUGUUUACAGGCGGGGGAGACUCGACUGACGCGCAGGCUUUUAAACUAGAGACCAGCACUUACCUUUUCAAGGUGAGGAAAAAAAAGAUGGCCGGGCCAUAGUUUUUGCUGUUCUUAACGAAGCCAAUCGAAGCGUGACGCGGCGAGACGUCACAGCUUGAACAUUUUCAGAAUUAGCUUUCUCAGAAAAAUUAAAGGAAAAAUGAAUCGUGGGCGGAGAGAGAGAAAAAAAAAAAGUUAAAUUCUGCUGGUUUAUGUUCGGACUGUGGUCAGUUUGCUAUUCUACUACUCACCUCUACUGUAUUUAGGCUGUCCAGUCAGGCUGAUCGCAGAAACGCACUGGAAGCUUCAGACCGACAAACCGAUCCGUAUUUAUUUUAGAUUCCAUCGCGUCCGUCGUUUCUAUUUAAAGGCAAAGUGCAUAUCAUUAAUCAAACAAUCAGAAAACGCCCUAUAAGAUAUAUAAGAGCGAUUAAGAGUACGAUUAGUCCUAUAAACAAAACGUGAACACUAUAUACUGAUUUUAUGAACAGAGACUGUCGCCACGUUGUUACAGAUGCUGCUAACGCUUCGAUCUGCUACCAGCUGUCCGACGUUUAUCCAGUUUUUCGGCUUCCAGUGCGUUCCAGCUGUUCGUCCUAAUUCUGCUCUUUACUCCCAGAUAUCACCAUACUGUGCUCAUGUUCAUAUAACAUCACUGUGUCUUUGUGUGUGUGUGUGAGUGUGAGAGAACGAGCCGAAUGCAAGACUGAGAUGGGAAAACACUACACGGUACACGAGUGCUCGUUCUUCAUGCGGCGAUGAACGGUGACGUGGACUCGUACGCCGCCACACGGGGGAGGGGGGAGGGGGGUCAGAGGAUGUUGUCGUCCGUAUCCGUCUAGUCACUGGCAGUGCUUCAUGUCCUCCCAUCUACAUUCCCUGCACUUUAUUGGUCGUCGUCGUGGCUCUCGGGCGUAAACGCACAGUUUACCAGCUUAACCUUUAACAAAGCGGCUGUGGUGUCACAGACUGAAUGUCUGAAAUUAACUUCCAAGAUGAAGCCGCACAUGAAAAUAUUUAAGAGAACGCCGGGCCUCAUGCAAGAAGAUGAUCCUAAACUUCUCUGACUUCUUAGUUUCAACGGUCCGAAGCUUCCCGUCUGAGUGUGAGCCGGUUCUGCUCGGUCUGUGGGAAGAUUUCAUUCACAAAAAAAUGUUGCCAAAGAGUAAAAAUAAGACUUCCACACUGCAGCAGUGUCAGCGUAUUAGAUGUAGGUGUUAGAAGACCUGGAACAGUUAUGUAAUAUUAACAGUACAGCUGUUAACGGCGUCUGAUCGGAGAUAACGAGAGGAUGAUUUAACGGCAAGAUGCCAAACAGUUUUUCUAACGGGAGGUGGUCAUGUGACAUGAGAUAUUAGACAGGAUGACAUCAUAUCCCGCAGGAUGUGAUGUCACUGGGCUGAGAUCUGUGGCAGCUUCCGAACAAACUCGCAGAUAAAACUCCUCAAAUCUGAAAAAAUGAAACGACCUCUCUGUAAACUGGCAGCUACGAUGACAAACAGAAUAUUCAGUUUGUUGGUGUUAUGUUUUAUUUUUUAUUAAUUUCAGCGUUCUUCAGGGUUAGGCAUUAUGACUGAUGCUUUCAGGCUCACUUGUGAAUUUCUUUUCUCUCUUUAGAGAAAAUUAAACGUACUACCAGAAGUUUUUGGUCUCAGUUUAACACUGACGCGUUUAAAUGACAGAAACAGAUUCCUCGUAACGAAUGAAGUAAGAUGACGUGUCACAUGAGAACGGAUCUUUUCGUGCGGCUUGUUCUUGCGUGAGGCCCGACGUUUGUCCGCCUGUAAACCGGUCUUCACAUUUCAUGUUCGUCAGGUACAAAAACCAGGUUGUGUGUAUUUGAAUUUUAAAGCUCAGUGUGACCGACGCUCGCACAUAAAAAAUGACCAGCCAGUGUUUUGGAUGAUUUAUCGCCAGUGUGUUCACCAAAGCUGAACUCUUACCAGCCUCUCGCAGUCAUCUGUUAAUUUCAGACAUUGAAAGUGCUUCGGUUCAAUAUUUCUGUCGUCAUAUGUACUGUAUAUCUUUGACAUCCAAGCAGUGCAACGCCUUGAUCCUGCAGCUCGAUGUUCCUGACCGUGUCCUCUUUACAUAUUUAUUUAUUUUCUUUCCUUGAGCCAACUGUGAAAAGGGCUAGAACACAUACUGAUGCAGCUCCGUAUGUCAGCCGUGUAUUUAAGUUAUUUAUUUUCUGAAGUAUUGCUUUCACCGAGCUAUGCAGUAACAGAAGUAGGGGUUAUUUAUUAUGACGAGAACUUCGUUGUGAAUGGUUUGUGUUGUACUUCUCUCCUCGUUUCAUCCUCGGCCGUCUGUACCGCCCACCUCAGCAGCACUGCAUGUGGCUAACGAAUGGACGCGAUCGCAGCUCCAACUUUUAAAGGAGGGUACUGAUGUUAUUUAAAAUGACGGUCCGUCUCCAGCAACUUCACAUCUUCCUGUAUGCAAAUGAUCAUUGACCAGAUGUUAAAUUCACAGGUUUCUCAUCGUUUCUUAAAUACGAACCUGUUUGUAGGCAGCAUGUUUUUGAGGGAUCAGACUUCAGAUUUCUUCCUGAUAUGAAAAAAGCCUCUGGUGUUCUCCUUUAACUCAUGGCUCUUUGUAUUAACAGUGUCCCUACUGUCCACACACAAACGUCUGGAGUCCCUAGUCGCUGUACGAUUCCGCUGGGGGUUCAUCUUCAGCGCUCUGUGGCACCGGUAGAAAUCUUAGACUGUGUAAGAAUCCCUGUGUAAACGCCUCCUCAGCAGUGAGAGGUUGUGUGUUUUCACUGUGCGCUUCAUGAUGCAUCAUUGUGUUCAAAAAGGGGGGAAAGCUUGACAGCCGGAAAAAUGUUUUCAAGAAAUACAUGAGUCACGAAUUCAUCGUUUAGUCAGUAAAAUGUCAAAACUGAAUUAUUUCCGAUCAUGUAUGACGAAGAAAAGCAGCAGGUCCUCGUGUUUGAGAGGCGCGAAUGAUUAUUACAGUAGAUCAUCAAAAUAACAGCAGAUUAAUUCUAUUUUCACUAACUGAUUCACAGAUUAAUCGUUGCAGCUCUAAUCUGCAGCCCUCGCGCUGUACCUGCUGUAACUUUGUGCCAGUCGAACCCUCUAAAGCAAAUCGAAGUGAAGAACACUAACAUUGCUUCAAACUGUCCAUGUCCUCAAGUUUGUCAACAUUUUUUCAGCUGUCAACCAUUUUUAUCACUCAAAUCUGUUCACCUUGUUUUUCAGGUUUCAAACUAAUUCACAUUAACUAUUCGUUUCCCCCUGAAUGACCGCAGAAGUGUCACGUGAUUUGUUUAAAAACGGCAACUAUCACGCUGUCAGAGGCGGGUCUGACCGGGCCUCUUUAACUCCACGUCCCUUCACGUCCCUUCAGUGUCACUGUACUCUGCAGCUGAUAUCAUCAGACAUCUGCCACUCUGCAGUCCUCUCACUGCGCCUCCUCUUCCUCCUCCUCUUCCUCUUCUCAUGUUGCUGUUAAAAGAACAAACGUGUAACCGAUAAAGUACUACUGUCCUGAUUUGAGGUACAUUCAGUCAUAGCGCAGCAUCCUUUAGUCCACCGGUCUUCAGUCUGUCAGUAGGAAAACAGAAUAGAGGAUAAUAAAAAUAAAAAAAAAACAUACCUUGCUACAAUGACUGUAUCUGAAAAAGAAAGUAAAAUCAGAUUACCAUAUCUUAUAAUCUGAGUAGAAACUCUUUGGAAACGAUUUGUAACUUCUUUCCAGAAAUAAAUGUUCAUAUUGGUCAACUUUCA
Messenger RNA from Larimichthys crocea (large yellow croaker), 6277 nucleotides. RefSeq names its product kelch-like family member 15 (gene klhl15). Lineage: Eukaryota; Metazoa; Chordata; Actinopteri; Sciaenidae. Gene Ontology annotation, biological process: protein ubiquitination; nuclear protein quality control by the ubiquitin-proteasome system. Bases 485 to 2416 code for a protein of 643 amino acids. The record is from RefSeq and is a predicted model, not a curated record. The transcript has 9 exons. Gene Ontology annotation, cellular component: nucleus; Cul3-RING ubiquitin ligase complex. Gene Ontology annotation, molecular function: protein binding.